Chara braunii is the source of this 1129-nucleotide messenger RNA. The record is from the annotation of a GenBank genome assembly. NCBI's taxonomy places the organism in Eukaryota, Viridiplantae, Streptophyta, Charophyceae, Charales, Characeae.
CCAAGGGAUCGCUGAAAGAUUGGUCAAACAUAAUAUAUAGCAGUAUAACUAGUACUGACUACCCAACCGCAACGUGUGCAGGAUGAAGAAAGCAUCCUCAGGGGAUGGCAUCCGGAGCUCGCUACUGCCAUCAGACCCUUCGCAACACUACGACCGCCCACAGCACACUGCCAAAUCGCCAUGCUUGUGAUCCCCGCAGAUGUCCUACUGCAGGUAUACCAAGCCACGCUGGGACGAGCCCCAUUUCUGAUUCAAAAUCUCUCGUUCAGCGAUUGGGCUUCGCUCGUCCAUAUCAUGCAGAACAAGCCAGAGGAGCUCGAUGCCAAAAUUCGAGACUUUGCCAACAACAUCGCGGAUUCCUGCAGAAAGGCGGCUAUCGAGAACAGAGAACUGAACCUUAUCAUUGCCAAAGUUGAGAAGAUCAUUCUCGAGCUACAUGGAUAUGACACGUCGCACCUAGAUUCCGCAGGACAGAUCUCCUUUACAGAGAGAAGCGAAACCUUCAGCGAGACCUACAUCAAUCGCAUGUCGCUCUCGCAGGCCGAACUCGAGUACUUCAGAAAGAAGGAGGCCGAAUGGAGGAGCAAUGCACAUACUGAGCUCACACCAAUCACAAGAGACGCUGGCCAUAAGUACGCUAAGAAUAGCCCAUUUUUGCCGUUGGCAUCCAGCACCUGGACGGAAAAGGCCGUACUACGCGUCCACAACCUUCUCUGGAAACUUGACACCUUCAACUACACGGCGCCAAUCAGUGUCGAAGCAUACAUGGCGCUUGCUGGGAUCACAGAUGCAGAAGUAGAUAACUGUCGCGCUGCUGCUAGGAAUGGCACUAUCUACUUUCCUGCGACUAGAAGCGGUUUAGACGCAGAGUUCCCGCCAAUUGCCAAUCUCGAGAAGGGAAAAUAUCCAAAGAGACCGCUCCUCCACCAAAAAGGCAUCCCGAAGUUCCCCACAAAUGUCUCUGAGCUUAAAAAGAUCUGGAAUGCAGGAAGGCCUUACCUGAAGUGUACAUGCAACGGAUGCGAGAGCAACUUCACAUGGUUCGACCACAUGAUCUGAUACGUCAUCGGUAACCUGGACAAGAUAGACCCACAGGCUCCAUCGGACAAGAUCAGGAUGCUCGAGUUCC